Cololabis saira (Pacific saury) is the source of this 4728-nucleotide messenger RNA. Its product is annotated as transducin-like enhancer protein 1. The transcript has 20 exons. Gene Ontology annotation, molecular function: transcription corepressor activity; protein binding. Gene Ontology annotation, biological process: negative regulation of canonical Wnt signaling pathway; regulation of DNA-templated transcription. Bases 619 to 2973 code for a protein of 784 amino acids. Gene Ontology annotation, cellular component: transcription regulator complex; nucleus. The record is from RefSeq and is a predicted model, not a curated record. Lineage: Eukaryota; Metazoa; Chordata; Actinopteri; Beloniformes; Belonidae.
GCAGAGCUGGGCAGCCGAGGGUUGUUUCGCCGCUCUGGGAGUUUUUGUUAUCAAAACCAACGAUAUAUUCCCUCUUUUUUUUCGUAUAAUCUAUUUUUGACGCGAACACAACUUGAUUUUCCCUCCUCGUUUGUUGUAAUUGACUGUUUAACUGGCAACUAGCGACCGCGUCGAGUCAAGUGGGAACUCUUCACUGCAAUUAACUGGUUUGCUGCUGAUGCGGAGCGGGGACCGCCGGGCUGCGAGGAUUGUCUUUUCCCCUGGUUUGUGUGUUUUGUGCUCGGAAUACAUUGAAGUGCAAACAAGAGAAACAUUAGAGUGAGCGGAGAGUGCUGCUCUCACCUGGUUCCCCCCCCGGCUGAUGAAGGGCUGGCCGGGCUGUUCCGGGUGAUCUGCGGCGGGAGAGACCACCGUGACCCGGGCAGGAGCGCCUCACCCCGGACCGAGCAGCGGCUCCUGCUCGCUGCCGAGGACCGCCGGUCCUUUCAUUGAGAAAAACACGGAUGGCUUCGUCUCCGUAAUCGGGAGGCUCGCAUCAACUUAUUGUGCUUUAUUAUUUGAUUCCUUGUUAGCGGGUUUUUUAAGGAGGACACUGUUGUUUCCCCCCCGGAGGUAACGAUGUUUCCCCAAGGGCGACACCCGACACCCCAUCAAGCUCCAGGCCAGCCCUUCAAAUUCACCAUCCCAGAAUCACUGGACCGCAUCAAGGAGGAGUUCCAGUUUCUCCAGGCUCAGUACCACAGUCUUAAGAUGGAGUGUGAGAAGCUGGCCAGUGAAAAAACAGAGAUGCAGAGACACUAUGUCAUGUACUAUGAGAUGUCGUAUGGCCUCAACAUUGAAAUGCACAAACAGACUGAGAUUGCCAAGAGACUAAACACCAUCUGUGCACAAGUCAUUCCUUUCCUCUCACAGGAGCAUCAGCAGCAGGUAGUUCAAGCUGUGGAGCGAGCUAAACAGGUGACCAUGGCAGAGCUUAAUGCUGUCAUCGGGGUACGUGGACUGCCAGGGCUUCCUCCUACACAGCAGCAUCUAUCUCAUAACCACGGUGGUGCCCCCGUGCCCCUAACCCCUCACCCCGCUGGCCUUCACCCUUCUCAGCUCGGUGGUUCAGCUGGUCUUCUGGCACUGUCGGGAGCACUUGGUUCUGUCCCUCCUCAUCUGGCAGGAAAAGAUGGUGGUGAUAAAAAACCUCACCUGUCUGGAGCAGACUCGCACCCUGCUGGCCCUGACCACCUGAGAGAGCGAGAGCCUGGCACAAGUAACUCAAUGCUGCCGGAAAGUCUUAGAAACUCAGAUAAGAGACGCAAUGGUCCAGAUUUUCCAAAUGACACAAAGAAACGCAAGGUGGACGAUAAGGACUCUGUCCACUAUGACAGCGAUGGAGAGAAAAGUGAUGACAAUUUAGUAGUGGAUGUCUCAAAUGAGGACCCCACCUCACCUCGAGGCACACCUCUUCCCUCCCCUAGAGAAAAUGGCUUGGAUAAAGGACGCCUUCUCAAGAAAGAUCCCAGUAGUCCAGCAUCUACUGCCUCAUCGGCCAGUUCCUCCUCUCUCAAGUCCAAAGAGAUGGCAAUGCGGGAUAAGGCUGGUACCCCUGGACUAAAGUCAAGCACACCCACACCUAGAGGUGACUCUACCCCUGGUCCAAGCUCAACACCUGGCAUUCGACCAAAUCUAUCAAAGCCUUCAUCCAUGGAUAUACCACAUCCACCUACUGCAGGUUUGCGAACACCUUUGGCUGUACCAGGCCCAUAUCCUGGUGCAUUUGGUAUGUUGCCCCAUGCAGUAGGGAUGAAUGGGGAGCUAGCAGGUGCAGCUGGUGCUGCAGCCUAUGCUGCUGGACUGCAUAACAUGUCACCUCAGAUGAGUGCUGCAGCUGCAGCCGCUGUGGCUGCAUACGGCCGUUCACCCAUGGUUGGUUUUGAUCCUCACCCUCAUAUGCGAGUUCCUGGAAUGCCUCCUAGUCUCACGGGAAUCCCCGGUGGCAAACCGGCCUACUCCUUUCAUGUUGCGGCCGACGGACAGAUGCAGCCAGUCCCGUUCCCCCCAGAUGCUUUAGUGGGCCCGGGAAUCCCUCGACAUGCCCGUCAGAUCAACACACUGAACCAUGGAGAGGUGGUGUGUGCCGUCACCAUCAGUAAUCCCACCCGACACGUUUACACAGGAGGAAAGGGUUGUGUCAAGGUCUGGGACAUUAGUCACCCGGGAAACAAGAGCCCUGUGUCCCAGCUUGAUUGUCUGAAUCGAGACAACUACAUUCGCUCCUGCCGUCUCCUUCCUGAUGGCAGGACGCUUAUCGUAGGUGGUGAGGCGAGUACGUUGUCCAUCUGGGAUUUGGCCACACCCACUCCCAGGAUUAAAGCAGAAUUAACGUCAUCAGCACCAGCAUGCUACGCUCUGGCCAUCAGUCCGGACUCCAAGGUCUGUUUCUCUUGCUGCAGUGAUGGAAACAUUGCAGUCUGGGAUUUACACAACCAGACACUUGUUAGGCAGUUCCAGGGCCACACGGAUGGAGCCAGCUGUAUUGACAUCUCCAAUGAUGGCACCAAGCUGUGGACCGGAGGCCUGGAUAACACCGUCCGCUCCUGGGAUCUGAGGGAAGGAAGGCAGCUGCAGCAGCACGACUUUACGUCACAGAUCUUCUCUCUUGGUUACUGUCCAACAGGAGAAUGGCUUGCUGUUGGAAUGGAGAGCAGCAACGUUGAGGUCCUUCAUGUCACAAAGCCCGACAAAUACCAGCUACACCUGCACGAGAGCUGUGUACUUUCCCUACAGUUUGCCUACUGCGGCAAGUGGUUUGUGAGUACAGGCAAAGACAACUUACUGAAUGCAUGGAGAACACCCUACGGAGCCAGCAUAUUCCAGUCUAAAGAAUCGUCCUCGGUGCUAAGCUGUGACAUAUCUGUGGAUGAUAAGUACAUCGUUACCGGUUCAGGGGACAAGAAGGCCACAGUUUAUGAAGUCAUCUACUGAGAAACAUUUCCUCUUUCCCACUUUUUUUUUUUUUAAAUAUAUAUAUAUUUUUUGAUUUUUUUUUUUCAUGUGGAACCAGAAAUCAGACAAGAACGACCUGACUGGCACUUUUUUUUCCAUCUGCUAUAAAGAAAAGACACGAGACAUUGUGCCUGCAAACAUGAUGAAAUAUGAGCUGGGGAUUAAUUGGACCAGUUGGAUGUUUAUGCGUGGAUGCUGAAGUCGGUUGCCUUCUGCCGUGGACUAGCCGGGCUUCAGUUACUACAAGACUCUUUGUGACUGGAUCCAGACUUUUGAUAGAGGCAUGAACUGCAACAUUGAAAUACACUAUAUCUGGUGAUGCAACCAGAAACACCAGAGCAAGCUAUUGGAAUCAAAUGGUAAAUAUGUAAAGAAGUGACCAAGGGAAAGAAAACCAUGGACACGAACGAACAGAAUGUGGAGAUUUUUAUAUUUUCUUUAGACACUUAAAACCUGUUAAUCUCACAACAUGGACUCUUUGAACUUACCUCCUCAAGUUGUUGUUCUGAUACUCCUACACUGUUUGAAAAGUACCCUUUCUGUCUUAACAGUAAGUCUUUUUCUUACUAACUGCACUGUAGUGGUAGCUGUCCACUUACAUGAUGUACUUAAGUACUUCGAAUGCCCAAUGGAACGUUUGAAGAUGCUGAAAGCGAUGCUGGCAUGUCUCAUGCUACGCUGUUGUAAACUUCCAGGGUAAGUUGAACUUUGUGCUUUCCCUUUCAUGCUUAAUUAAGAGAUGGAAAAGUGUAUUAAAUACUGUGACGUUGAGAGUUAUUAGCUUAACAAGACAUAUAAGGUUCAAAACAGUGUUUUUAAGUGUUCUUAAAAAAGGCUCAACUUGGUUUAUUUGGGGAAAAAAACGCACUGUGAUGUAAGUGUUUCAAUAGAUUUUUUUCUAUACUCACAUUUUCAGACAGUAGAUGAGAUAAAUUAGGACAUAUCCAGAAUAUCAGCUGGAUGAAACUGUAUUUGAACAUCCGGAGGGGACGGGGGCAGUGACAUAAGCAUACAUACUGUGAUUGGAUUUCACAGCCCUUAAACGAAAUACUUAAGCAGAACAGAAUCAGCAGGUCUGCACUGUUACAAAGUCAUCCCCACUCUGCCUCCAUCAGGCUGUGAAACACUUGACGUCUUGUUACAUUAAUGCUUAUUUAUAUUUGGAACAACUGGAACAAACCACAGUUAUCUAGACAUGCGAUUUAAUGUUCUUGUAUAUCUUGGAAAUGCUGGUGAAAGAGUAGAGGGAAAGAAAAUCCCCACUUCUGCCACAAACAUUGAACAAAUAACAUGGUUUUCGCCACAUAUUGUCACUCGUCUUAACUGGUACCCUUGGACUGGGACAGUAGCUGAAACGCCUUGAAGCAAAACACUGUCAUAUUGUUUCCACUUAAAAUAAAACAUUGUAAGACUAUAAGGUUAAAUUAUUAAGGGUUUUGGAGGUGUGCGGAAAAGAUGCAGUCAUACUUAAGUUUGGAGAGGAGUCCUUGAGAUUCAGCAAUCUUUUUUUUUUAAAGCUUAUUUGAUUUGUCUAAUUACAUGACCUUGUUUGUUUUUUAAAUCUAUUUUUUUCUUUGUCUGUAAAAAUGUAUAUAUCUUUUUUUCCUUGCAAGGCAUGCUUUAGAAAUAAAGGUUUUGUACGUCUUUUACAUUUAAUCAGGAGAACUACAUAAUGUCUUAAGGCAACACACUUAAAUUGAAGUAUCUAGAUAAUAAAUGUGAUUUUUGUUUGUU